Messenger RNA from Pelagomonas calceolata, 288 nucleotides. Lineage: Eukaryota; Pelagophyceae; Pelagomonadales; Pelagomonadaceae. The record is from the annotation of a GenBank genome assembly.
AUGGCUCACGCCGCGGCCCUCACGAACACGCCGGCUUCGACGGGACCGGCCUACGUCAACAUGCCCCCUGUCGCUUCGGCGCCGCCGGCGGGACCCGGUUCGUACGUCGUCGACGGCACGCCCGUCGUCCAGGCGACGAUCGUGCAAGCCGCGCCGGUGCAAUCGGUGCCCGUGGCUGACCCGCCGCCGACGUAUCUGCCGCCGCAGUGGGAGGAGCGGAUCGCGCCCGACGGGCGGCCCUACUACGUCAACCACCAGACGCAGACGACCCAGUGGCAUCCCCCCUGA